AACAACCAAGCCAUAUUAUGGACGCGGAUUAUGUACACCCAAAUCGUGGUGCCUCGCUUCGGCGUAACAAAACUUUCACUAGACCAGAACGAUAUCAACCCGCUGCUCCUCUACUUACUGGUAAAAAGGAGAGAAAGCCAUUUGAUUUAUGGGUACUAUUUUCUCGUAUUGUUACUUUUUGGGCACCAAACAUACUACUGUCCAAAUGCGGAGGUUUUCCCGACAAACAAUCAAGUCAAGCUUGGCGUGAAAAAGUUGCUCUAUGCUUUAUCGCACUCGUUAUGGGCGCUAUAGUUGCUUUCUUAACAGUAGGAUUUCGACCGGUUCUAUGUCCUGCUGAAUCCGCAAAAAACUCUGAACACUUUUUACAUUAUAAUGCAAACCCAAAUCAUCUCGGAAUCUUGGGGUGGCAAUUUGAUAUAACUAGUGCUAGGCCUCCCUCUGGAUUUGAUAUUUUUGGCAAGGCAAACCAAAAAAAUGGUCAAGAUAUCACAAACUUUUUCAAAAGAGAUAAUUCUGACAUAGCUAGUUGUCAACUCAGUUCGAUCCAAAAAUUCGCUGCAGUCGCUCAACCUCUUUGUUCUAAUUCUAGUAGUUGCCCUCUUGAUAAAUUAAGUCUUUCAACGUUGCAACAGUAUAAUUUAAAAAAUACUUCAAAACGAGUUGGCUUUGACUAUGGAGAUCUUGGCUCUCCAGAGUUAAAAAAUUACUUUGUUAUUGAUGGUUAUGUACUCAACUUGGAUCCAUAUAUUAGUGCUAAGCCAAAGCCAGAUGAGAACGAUUUACUUGAUAAAAUGAUUCGUAGUGUUUUAAAUUCCAAAGAUCCAUCGAAUGGAAAGGAUGUUACUAAAUUAAUCUUUGGAAAAGAUUCGACAAAACAAGCUAUGACAUGUCUUAUUCAAAAAUACUAUGCUGGGAAUAUCGAUAAACAAACGAUUGGAUGUUUUACUUCCGAUGUUUUUAAUUACAUCAUGUUAGUAGUUAUUUUAGGGGUCGUAAUGGUUCGAUUUUUUAUGGCUUGCGUUUUCAAUUGGUUUAUUUCUUAUCGUCUCGCACAUGAACCAAUUGAACCAAAAAAACAAAAACUGCAACCAGUAUCACAAUCAUUUGGAAGACGUACGACACCAUGGAUACAUCGUAAUACUAGCUCUAUCACUGCUACAAAAACUAUGAAUUUGGAUAAAAUUGGCAAUGAUCUUUUCACCGUCUUACUCGUAACUUGUUAUUCUGAAGGAGAAGAAGGUUUACGCCUUACGUGCGAGUCUAUGGCCGCAACUGAUUAUCCUGAUGACCGUAAAUUAUUAUUCCUUAUAUGUGACGGCAUAAUAACGGGUAGUGGUAAUGAUAAAA
Molecule: messenger RNA, 1350 nt
Organism: Racocetra persica
Lineage: Eukaryota; Fungi; Glomeromycota; Glomeromycetes; Diversisporales; Gigasporaceae
Source: the annotation of a GenBank genome assembly